Messenger RNA from Stegastes partitus (bicolor damselfish), 3152 nucleotides. RefSeq names its product aspartate beta-hydroxylase (gene asph). The record is from RefSeq and is a predicted model, not a curated record. NCBI's taxonomy places the organism in Eukaryota, Metazoa, Chordata, Actinopteri, Pomacentridae. Gene Ontology annotation, cellular component: membrane; endoplasmic reticulum. The coding region runs from base 377 to 1741 and encodes 454 amino acids. The transcript is spliced from 12 exons. Gene Ontology annotation, molecular function: peptidyl-aspartic acid 3-dioxygenase activity. Gene Ontology annotation, biological process: peptidyl-aspartic acid hydroxylation.
UGAGAUUUAAAUUUUAAAAUGGUGUGGAGAAAAAAAACAGGGAAACAACGCGAUGCCAGGGGAUCAACCAUCUUGCCACGUUCCAGUGGAGCGAAGGAGGCGGGACAAAGAUAAGACUAUCCACACGGUUGAAUAAGCCCAACGCCUCUCGAAUCCCAUUGGCCAUGAGCGCCUCCGGCCCCACCCACUUUUGCCCAACAACACUCUGAUUGGCUGGGAGAGCUGUCAGUUACAAAGUGGACGGGGUUUCUUUGGUUCUGAGUUUUAUGAGUCAGGAGGAGAAAUUUUGAUUUCUUUUCGCUGGUAGAAAUAAAGCCCCACGGGUGCUCCGGUCCUCCUCUUCUGCUCUUGAGCCCACAGCUGCCAGAAACUCGCCAUGGCUUCCAAGAAAAACGCUAAAGUGCACGUAAAAUCAAAAGAUGGAACUAAAACCCAGUCAGCCAGUAAAAAUGGGAAGAAGGCGGACUCCGGGUCCAGCAGCAGCUUCUUCACCUGGUUCAUCGUGCUGGCCCUGCUGGGUGUCUGGACAUCUGUAGCCGUGGUCUACUUCGACUUGGUUGACUAUCAAGGAGUUCUUGACAAGGCUAAGGGCUUACAAAUUAACCUGUCUGAGGCCUUGCAAGGUAAACUGGUGGCAUACGAUACAGACGGCGAUGGUGAUUUUGAUGUCGAGGAUGCUAAAGUUCUGCUAGGACUCAAAGAGAAGGCUGUUGUCGUCACGUCUCGUAGCGAAGAAGCCGCUGCCCCAGUGGAGACCGUGGAGGCUGAACCAGAACCAGAAGCUAUUGUUGAACCCGACCCUGUCCCAGUGGAAGAUGUUGUUGAAGCUGUUGUGGCAGAGGAAACAACUGCACCACCUCCAGAGCCUGAACCUGAGGUAGAAGAUGAGCCUGAGGUGGUCGCAUCUGAGCCUGAACCAGAACCAGAACCUGAGGCUGAACCAGAACCAGAGCCUGUGGAGACAACUGAGGUGUUUGAGGAGGAUCCAGAGGUGCUGGAGGAGGAGCCUCUUGCUGUAGAGGAGGAUGCACCCGUUGAGGAGGACGCUCCAGCUGAGGAAGAACCAGCAGCUGAGGAGACUGCAGUAGAGGAGGCAGUGGAGGAACCUGCUGCUGAGGAGGAGGCCGCUGCAGAGGAGGUGGCUGAGGCUGCAGAGGAGGAGAGCGCUCCUUCAGAAGAAGCUGUCGAAGAGCCAGCUGAACAAGAGGAGGCUGCUCCUGCAGAGGAAGCUGCUGAGGAGGAACCUGAAGAGGAGGCAGAAACUUAUGACGAAGCCGUUGAGGAUGUAGCAGCAGCAGCAGCAGAGGAGGAGGAGGAGGCAGUUGCUGCAGAGGAACCUGUGGAGGAGGCUGCUGAAGAGGAGACGGUUCCAGAAGAAGCUGUUGAAGACGUAGCGGACGAAGAGGAGGAGUUGGCACCUGCAGACGAACCUGCUGAGGAACCCGCUGAGGAACUUUCCGAUGAACCCGCUGAGGAACCCGCUGAGGAACUCGCUGAGGAACCCGCUGAGGAACCCGCUGAAGAAGAGGAGGCAGCUCCUUCAGAAGAACCGGUUGAGGAGCAGGCAGAAGAGGAGGCUGCAGAGGAAGCUCCUGAAGAAGAAGUAAUGGAGGAGCAGACAGUACCAGUCACAGAGACAGAAGAAGAAGAAGCAGCACAAGAAGUAGAGGAGGCAGCAGAAGAAGCAGCAGAGUUUGUUGAGACAGAGGAACAGAUUCAGGAUGAGCCCACAGAAACGUAGAGGCUGCAGUGGUCGCCACGGUGACGGAGCAGGGACCCACUGAUGCUGCAUCAACACCAUCUGAGCAUGCUCAGAGCGAUGAUGCAUCUCUCCACCUCCAGAGAAGCGAUUGAGUCGUCAUGACAACACUCGCCUCUCUCUCUCUCUCUCCCCCCUCCUCCCUCUGUUCUCACCCCUCUGAAACCUCCUUUUAGUGUAAAUGUGUGAGAUGAUGGAUGAGCUGUUUACUAAUACGGUACUCCUGUUUUUACCCUCCUUGUGUUUCAUUUGAGUUCUUCUUCCUCCCUAUGUAGAACACCUGUUUCCAUUUUUGUUCAGGGUGUUUUAGUUGUGUGUGUGUGUGUGUGUGUCUGUGGCCAUGUUUCCAGGCCGUGUGAAGUGUGUGUGCUGUGUCCGUUACAGUCGGUCUACCAGAGUCUUCUGAAAGAGCUGUCACAUCAAACCAGUCUACGACUUUUUUUCAGCUGAGUAAUUUGGCUUCCUGGAGCGAAACUCUGUUGCCAAGCAAAUAGAGGCCAAAGUUGACGUCUAAAGACAAAUCAGUAGUUUCAUAACAGCCUCUAAGUUAGAAGACUCUGGUGUUAAUGGGUUCAGAAGCUUCACACUUUUAAAGGCCGCAGCAUCAAAAUCAGAAACCUCACUGUGAACACUGCAGAAUGUCUCAGCUGGUGUCUCCUUUUACGUUUUUGUUCUCUGAAUCAAAUCAUUUGUGCCCCUUUAUUGCAGCAUUGUUGACAGACGUAGAGAAGCAGCUCCACAGCAGUGGAGAUUCUAUGCAAAGGUGUUGUGAUGCGUGUCACCCGCCUCCCCCACCCUCCUCCCCCAGCCACUUCAGUUACCACUCAGUAUGUGUGGCCUCCAGGAUGAGCCAUAUGCACAUGAACUCAGAGAGAAAGCUGUGUGUGUUUGUUUGACUGUGAUGUUGUUAAGUGUGCGUUGACAAAUCUUCUGCUAAUCAUUCCUUUCUGUGAGCCGUAGUCAGGAUGUUAGAUUUGUGUUUACCUCCUCUUCUUCUUCUUCUUCUUCUCUGACUAUAUGAACCUCUGUGUGUGUGCUUGUGUGUGUUCUGUAGAUUCAUAGCUGUUUUGUUUUUUCCAUAUUUUCUCAUUUGAUUGCGAGACCAUUGAAUAAGUUAACUUCAGCUCUUUGAGUUUGAACUGUGAUGUUAAUGAGGACACCACGGACGGUGCAGAAGUUCCUCUCCCCCCAAACACCAGCGAUAGACGGGUCCCUUUGGGAAGCCCAGCAUGCAGAUUCAAUCAGGAUAGAAGCAUUUUAACCCUGUGUGAGCCAAAUAAGAGCAUUUUGUAUCCAGACUCUCCUUUUUUUUUUUUAAAGUCUGGCUCACAGAAGGUUAAACAGAUAAGGCGCCAUGUUCCUGUGGAGAUCUAGAUGUUAGUUUUUACCAUGC